This is a messenger RNA of Macrosteles quadrilineatus (aster leafhopper), 2103 nucleotides long. Its product is annotated as neprilysin-2-like. Gene Ontology annotation, biological process: protein processing. Gene Ontology annotation, cellular component: plasma membrane. The transcript has 15 exons. The record is from RefSeq and is a predicted model, not a curated record. The coding region runs from base 80 to 2077 and encodes 665 amino acids. NCBI's taxonomy places the organism in Eukaryota, Metazoa, Arthropoda, Insecta, Hemiptera, Cicadellidae. Gene Ontology annotation, molecular function: metalloendopeptidase activity.
AGGGUUGAGUCCAAACAAUCUUCACACCGUCUGCAGAACUCCAGGAUGUUUAGAAGCAGCCAAACAGAUACAAUACAACAUGGACCCAUCAGUAGACCCUUGCCAGGACUUCUACAAGUUUGCUUGUGGAGGGUUUAUAAACAAAACUACAAUCCCACCAGAUAGGGAAAUGUGGACAUCAACAUCAGAUCUGGAGAUGAAGAUACUGAGAAGGAUCCAGGCAGAGUUUAACUCUACGUCAGCAUUAAAAGGGAAACCUAGGUGUUACCAGCUAGCCAAUACAUUCUACAGAGCCUGCAUGGACAUUGAGGCCGUAGAGGACCAGGACCUUGAUGACAUGAAGGUGAGGCUAGAGCAGCUGGGAGGGUGGCCUGUGAUGGACGACCACGGUGUCUGGGACCCUGACAACUUCCACUGGACCAACAUGACAGUGUGGCUAGCCCAGAGGGGCUGGUGCUGGGACAUGGUGGUGGAUGUGGCUGUGGCUCUGGUGGCAAAUGAUACUUCCAGGUAUCAGCUAGAGCUGUCCCAGCCAGUCCUAGGCAUCCCACGUGAGUACCUGGUGCAAGGUCUUGAGGACGACGUGGUGCUGGCCUACUAUGAGAUGAUGGUGGAGGUGGCAGUACAGUUUGGAGUCCCCUUCCACUACGCCAAGGAGGACAUGAGCGAUGUACUCAUGCUAGAGAUGGAGUUGGCUAAGAUUUCAGUGCCACAAGAGGAGAUGAGAGACCACUUCCAGCUUUACAACCCCUUCACUCUAAAACAAAUGGAUGCCAGGUUCCCUUACGCUAACUGGAGCAUGCUCAUACCUGCCUGUCUCAAACGGUAUGUUACAAUCACACCUAAUGAAGUGGUCAACGUUGCAGUUCCAUCAUUCUUUGAACAUCUUGGAGAACUACUUGAGAGAGUUGACAAAAGGAUCGUCGCCAACUACAUGUUGUGGCACAUUGUGUACGAGAGCAUGCCCUACCUUACCACUCGAGUGUCUCGUCUGCGUCUAGUGUUGAUGACUGCACUCACUGGUGCCACCAAGCUCAAGCCCAGAUGGGAGUUUUGUGUCAAUAAUCUGAUUGACAGGUUUGAACAUGUUGUUGGAGCUGCGUAUGUAAAGAAGUAUGUUUCUAGAGACAUGAAACCAGCUGUGACGAGAAUGGUAGGAGUGAUUCAUCAACAGUUCCAGAAACUUAUCACAGAAGUGCCUUGGAUGGACGAGCGAACAAGACGAAGAGCAAAAAAGAAAGCAGAUAGUAUAUUCUACCAUAUUGGAUACCCAGAUGAACUUCUUGAUGAUAGAGUGCUAGAGGAAUAUUAUGAAAAGGUGGAUGUGUCAGCAGACCUGUUGUCGUCUGUGCUGAGUCUGCAAGACUGGGAGAGUCACAAAGCACUCAGUCUGCUGAGGUCAGAGGUCAACAAGACCAGGUGGGACGCUCACUGUGAGGUCACUGAGGUCAAUGCAUUCUACCUGGACGACCACAACGCUGUAGAGAUCCCCGCUGGUAUUCUACAAUAUAUGUUCUACUCUCCUGAUAGACCCGACAGUCUCAACUACGGAGGCCUGGGUGCUGUGAUGGCUCAUGAGCUCAUACACUCUGUUGAUGAUGAGGGCAAGCAGUACGAUGACAGAGGCAACCUGAACCAAUGGUGGGAUGAGGAGACUGACCGUCAGUUCAAUCUAAGAGCUGCAGACAUCGUCUCAGAGUACUCCAACUGCACUGUCAAAGAGGUCAACAUGACGCUAAAGGGAGUCAACGUGCAAGGAGAGAUGAUAGCAGAUCAUGGAGCUCUGAAGCUGGCUUACAACGCUUAUCUCAGCUCCCGAAGUGGCAACACUGGUGACGAGAGAUUGGCAACACUGGAGCAAUUCUCUUCCGACCAGCUGUUCUGGUUAGCAGCAGCUACCAGCUGGUGUAGUGUGGAGCGUGUCGAGAGUGUGAAGGCGAGUGUGAUGGUGGAUGUUCAUCCCCCGGCCAGUGUGAGAAUCAACGGACCACUGAGACACUCCGAAACCUUCAGCAAGGACUGGCAAUGUGCCUCACACACCUACAUGAACUCACCCUACAAGUACAACGUUUGGUAGAACUGUAAAUCAGGAUUUCAUACAUA